Molecule: messenger RNA, 2246 nt
Organism: Nicotiana tabacum (common tobacco)
Lineage: Eukaryota; Viridiplantae; Streptophyta; Magnoliopsida; Solanales; Solanaceae
Product: pollen-specific leucine-rich repeat extensin-like protein 1
Molecular function (GO): protein binding
Source: RefSeq, a predicted model, not a curated record
AAAAAAAAAAAAAAAAAAAAAAAAGCAAUCGUCAUUUCUCGUGUGAUGAAGUUUUUUUUAUCUUUCAUAAUUUUCUUCUUGUUUUAGAAGCUGUCCCUUUUGCAAACCAUCUUCCAUAGGGCAGCCUUGGGGUUCAUCCGAGGCAGCUUGUUACUCCAAACUUCUCCUCCAAAAAUGCAGGUCUAUCGAUGUUUUUUCAUUUUGUUGUUCUCCUCUAUUCUGUUUUCAUUGUCUGCUGCACUCUCUGACCAUGAAGCAUCACUUCUUGCACGGCGACAACUCUCAACACUACCUGAAAAUGGUAAAUUACCCGAUAACUAUGAAUUUGAAGUCCAUGUAAAUUACACAUUUCCGAAUUCCAGGUUUAGACGUGCCUACAUUGCAUUAAAGGCAUGGAAAGAAGCUGUAUAUUCUGACCCUUAUAAAUUCACUAGCAAUUGGAAAGGUCCACAUGUUUGUAAGUACAAGGGUGUUUUUUGUUCGCCGGCUUUAGAUGAUCCUAAUGUCACUGUUGUUGCUGGGAUUGAUCUGAAUCAUGCAGAUAUAGCAGGCUAUCUACCUGUAGAAUUAGGAUUAUUGACGGAUGCAGCUUUGUUCCAUCUCAAUUCCAAUAGAUUCUGUGGAAUUAUUCCAGAGAGUUUCUCUAGGCUUAGAUUGAUGCAUGAGUUAGAUCUUAGUAACAACCGUCUUGUUGGUCCUUUUCCUAAGGUUGUUCUAAACAUGCCUAACCUUAAAUACUUGGAUUUAAGGUUUAACAACUUUGAGGGAGAGUUGCCACCACAAUUGUUUGACAAAGAUCUUGAUGCUUUGUUCUUGAAUGACAAUCGAUUCGUCUCCACCAUUCCUGAGACUAUUGGAAAUUCUUCGGCUUCUGUUAUUGUCUUUGCUAAUAACAAAUUCCAUGGUUGUAUUCCCAGCAGCAUUGGAAAGAUGUCAAACUUGGACGAGAUUGUAUUCAGGAACAAUGAUUUAGGUGGAUGUUUGCCUGUUGAGGUCGGGUUGUUAAAGAAUAUAACGGUGUUUGAUGUUGCUGGGAAUUCAUUUUCUGGAAUUUUACCAAAGACUCUUAAUGCUCUUUCACAUGUUGAACAAUUGGAUCUUUCACAUAAUACCUUAACUGGCUUUGUGCCGGAGAAUUUAUGUCGUUUGCCAAGUUUGAAGAAUUUCACGUUUUCGUUUAAUUACUUCAAUGGUGAGGCUAAAGGUUGUGAACCAAAUGUGAGGAAAGAUGUGUUUUUUGAUGAUACUAAUAAUUGUUUGCGUGAUAGACCAAAACAAAAGUCUCAAAAACAAUGUCAACCUAUUGUGAGCAAACCUAUUGAUUGUAGUAAGGCUAAAUGUGGAGCAUCAUCAUCAAAAUCUCUUCCUCAUAAGGAAAAGAAAGAGAAGCCACAACCUCAACCUCCUAAACCAAAGCCUAUUUCUCCACCUACCCCUAAGUCACCACCCACCCCUAAACCAUCUCCAAAGCCUCAAGUUUUCACUCCACCACCUAACCUAAAGAAGGCUUCUCCUCCUCCACCACCUUUGAAAUCGUCUCUGCCGCCACCUGUUCAUUCUCCUCCUCCUCCUCCUGUUUCCUCUCCACCACCACAAGUCUUUUCACCACCGCCUCCAGUACAUUCACCACCACCACCUCUUCGCUCUCCACCGCCACCUGUGCAUUCCCCACCACCACCGCCAGUCCACUCUUCACCACCACCACCCGUCCACUCUCCACCGCCACCACCGGUUCAUUCUCCUCCACCACCACCACCGCUAAAAUCUCCACCACCUCCUCCUCCAAGGUUGUCUCCACCUCCACCCUUUGAAAAUGUUAUCCUUCCACCAAACAUUGGUUCAAUUUAUGCUUCACCACCUCCGCCUGUAUUCCCUGGAUAUUAAACAGUGGAAACUCCGUUUCUUUUCACCUCUGCAAUUAGUUAGUAGCGUGUUCAGUACAUGUAGAACUGCAUCAUCGUAUUUAUCUCUUGUUUUUAAGAGUAUCUAGUAUACGAUGAUGUUUUGUCUUUUUUCCUUUUAACUGAUUGGAUAUCAUUCUGGAAGGAUUGUAUAUGGAAUUGUUGUAAGAGUUAGUUUUGUAUCUUGACAGUUAUGUCUAUUGUUUCUAAAACAAAAACGCAAACAAACGGUCAUGUUUGCACACGAAUUUAAGAAUAAAUAGCACUAAAAGUGCAUAGUCGAGACCCCUCAGAAAAAUGUAAAAUAACAAUGAAUUGAGCAUAAACUUCAUUUUUCUUUUUAAA